ACUCCGUAAUAUUCCUUCCUCCUAGGUCUUUUUUUCUUUCCUCCCUUUUCACGCUUACGCUGCCUCGCUGCACCUCCUCUCUCUCUCUCUCCUCCAUUGAAGCGGACUCCGAAUUCUCCAUUGAAGCGGCUUUUAAGCUUACUCUCUUCUAUUGAAGCGGCUUCCGAAGUCUGCGAAUUUCACCCUUCAAUUCUACAACAAGAUGUCAGACCGUUUGACACGUAUUGCAAUUGUGAGCUCAGAUCGAUGUAAGCCAAAGAAGUGCCGUCAGGAGUGCAAAAAGAGUUGUCCUGUGGUCAAGACAGGGAAGCUAUGUAUUGAGGUUGGCCCAUUAACAAAACUUGCUUUCAUUUCUGAGGAGCUGUGCAUUGGAUGCGGUAUUUGUGUCAAGAAAUGCCCUUUUGAAGCAAUUCAGAUCAUUAAUCUUCCAAAAGAUCUGAGUAAGGAUACAACACACCGUUAUGGCCCCAACACUUUCAAAUUACACAGGCUACCCGUCCCAAGACCAGGACAGGUUCUUGGCUUAGUGGGAACAAAUGGUAUUGGGAAGUCAACUGCUCUCAAAGUUUUGGCUGGAAAAUUGAAGCCCAAUUUGGGGAGGUUCAGCAAUCCACCUGACUGGCAGGAAAUCUUAACAUAUUUCCGUGGAUCGGAACUGCAAAAUUAUUUUACACGCAUAUUGGAAGAUAAUCUGAAGGCCAAUAUCAAGCCUCAGUAUGUGGAUAAUAUUCCAAAGGCAGUCCAGGGCAAUGUGGGAGAGGUCUUAGAACAGAAAGAUGAGAGAGACAUGAAGCUUGUACUCUGUGAUGAUCUGGAGCUGACUAAAGUUCUUGAUCGUAAAGUGGGUGAUCUAUCCGGUGGUGAACUGCAGAGAUUUGCCAUUGCAGUUGUGGCUAUGCAGAGUGGUGAAAUAUAUAUGUUUGAUGAACCUUCAAGUUACUUGGAUGUGAAGCAGAGACUCAAAGCUGCACGAGUUAUUAGAUCAUUGCUGAGCCCCAAAAGCUAUGUCAUAGUUGUGGAGCAUGAUCUUAGUGUUCUAGACUAUCUUUCAGACUUCAUUUGCUGCUUAUAUGGUAAACCGGGUGCAUAUGGAGUUGUGACCUUGCCAUUCUCUGUUAGAGAAGGAAUCAAUAUAUUCUUAGCAGGGUUUGUUCCCACUGAAAAUCUUCGUUUCCGAGAUGAAUCUCUUACAUUCAAGGUUGCCGAGACACCUCAAGAUAAUGCUGAGGAGGUUGAGACAUAUGCUCGAUACAAAUACCCAACAAUGACAAAAACUCUGGGUGGUUUUAAAAUGUGUGUCAAGGAAGGUGAAUUUACAGAUUCACAGAUUAUUGUGAUGUUGGGAGAAAAUGGAACAGGGAAGACAACAUUUAUCCGUAUGCUGGCUGGUAUACUAAAGCCUGAUGACGUGGAAUCUUCGGAUGUGGAUGUGCCUGAAUUUAACGUUUCUUACAAGCCUCAGAAAAUCAGUCCAAAAUUUCUAGGCUCUGUGAGGGCUCUUUUACAUCAGAAGAUAAGGGAUUCAUAUACUCAUCCUCAGUUUAAUUCAGAUGUCAUGAAGCCUCUUCAGAUUGAGCAGUUAAUGGAUCAAGAAGUCGUGAAUCUAUCUGGUGGAGAGUUGCAAAGAGUUGCAUUAACUUUGUGUCUGGGAAAGCCUGCAGAUAUUUAUUUGAUAGAUGAACCAAGUGCAUAUCUGGACUCCGAACAGCGUAUAGUGGCUUCAAAGGUGAUAAAGAGAUUUAUCCUCCAUGCCAAGAAGACUGCAUUUGUUGUUGAACAUGAUUUUAUAAUGGCAACAUAUUUAGCAGACAGAGUAGUUGUUUAUGAGGGGAUACCAUCGGUAGAUUGUACUGCCAAUUCUCCCCAAUCGUUGUUGAAUGGAAUGAAUCUCUUCUUAUCGCAUCUGGAUAUCACAUUUAGAAGGGACCCAACUAAUUAUCGUCCUAGGAUUAACAAGCUAGAGUCUGCGAAGGACAGGGAGCAGAAAACAGCAGGGACUUAUUAUUACCUGGAUGAUUGAUGGGGUUUUCACUUUUCACCAAGGAGUUUAUGGUCCACUACCCUUUGGAUUUGUUGUUUCCAGCAUCGGAUGCACUGGGAUGCUGCAAGCAUUGGUUAUCAAAUUUAGAGGGGACCUAACUAUUAUCACCCAAGGAUUGUGAAACUAGACUCCGUGAAAGACAAGGAGCAGAAAUCUGUCAACAAAUUAUUCCUGGAUGAUUGAUGUGAAUGUCAUGAGUCUUAUGGAAUUGUAUGUUGGCUAUUGUUUCUUGGAGCAUAGGUGACUGAAUGAUUGGAAGAGAUUGUUUGAGGGUGGCAAUUUUUUAUCGUCCUGCUCGUGUACUGAUUCCUGUUUCUGCUAGCCUUUGUACUAAUAUUCUCUGAAGCAUAUGAUCUCUACUAUUUUGACUAAUUCUGCGACAGGAGGUUUUCUUAUGCUGCAUGUUUAUCGUUCUUAUUAGUGUGACUGUUUGAGUGGAUUUUGGCCUUGGCCAAUUUUGACAUGGAUCAGAAUUAGAUUAGAAUGUUCUUGCUAAUGGGGCCGAAUAAAAUGUUGUGCUUGAUAUAUUUUGGUGCAAAGAAUAUAUCUUUACGUUGAUACAAAAUCUGUUUUAUACCUA
This is a messenger RNA of Chenopodium quinoa (quinoa), 2621 nucleotides long. Its product is annotated as ABC transporter E family member 2-like. Gene Ontology annotation, biological process: translational initiation; translational termination; ribosomal subunit export from nucleus. Bases 203 to 2020 code for a protein of 605 amino acids. The record is from RefSeq and is a predicted model, not a curated record. Gene Ontology annotation, molecular function: ATP hydrolysis activity; ribosomal small subunit binding; ATP binding. NCBI's taxonomy places the organism in Eukaryota, Viridiplantae, Streptophyta, Magnoliopsida, Caryophyllales, Amaranthaceae. The transcript has 15 exons.